Messenger RNA from Megachile rotundata (alfalfa leafcutting bee), 2583 nucleotides. RefSeq lists its product as uncharacterized. NCBI's taxonomy places the organism in Eukaryota, Metazoa, Arthropoda, Insecta, Hymenoptera, Megachilidae. Gene Ontology annotation, biological process: triglyceride biosynthetic process. The record is from RefSeq and is a predicted model, not a curated record. Gene Ontology annotation, cellular component: plasma membrane.
CGAGCAGGAUGUUUCGAAAGAGAAAAAUAACGUAAUUGGAAAUAAGGGGUCGUCGAUACUUAGCAAGAUAGUUUGAGAAAGAAACGCGGCGAUCUGAAAAAUCAUCCGAGUCGUUCCAUCAGAUUUCGCGAGUUUUACAAAAGCGUUUCUGUAAACGACUCGAAAAAUUCCAUAAAGCCAUACGAUUGCGGAUGUUUAACGAUGUUUAGCGACCUAAGAGGUCAUGUUAUAUAGCGUAGAUACACUGUUUAAGGAUAUCGUAAUUAUGCAACUAAAGUUAAUAACCGGAUAAAAGAGUCGCGUUAAAUUGGAUUGACGUCGAUCGAUGGCCAAGUGCUUCGGUACAAAAACCGCGACUCAGCUGGAAAUCGUCUUACUUGGUGCUGAACAGCACCCGGAAUAACCAAGAGGCGCGUUGUAUCGGUUUUACACAGCCAUGUACGACAAGUUUGUGCAAUUGUAAAGGAAACGAAGAGGGAAAAGUCGAACGACCGAUCAGCUCCUUUCGUCGAACCGUGCUAAAAUUCGAUCGGUGUAAAAUUAACCAAAUAUGUCGAAAGUGUGUGAAAUUUUCCUCACUUUCUAUUCCGUUCUUUUCUUUCCGCUUAUCGGUCUGCUGCUAGUAUGUUCCUAUCUAUACCGUCGCGUGGUAGACGUCGUUUUAAGACUUCAAUUGAAGGAACAAUUUGCGGGUCUCUUGGACGGAUCUGACAGUGUUUGGGCCAUAGAGGAACCUGCGGCCCUUUCCGUGAACAACAUUCUACUGAUCAUAGAGAAGGAUGCUCGUCAUUCGAACAUAAAUUUCCUCGAAAGCUUUCGACAGAUGGCUAAGAAUCGCAUACUGAAUUCACCGUUCGAGAAAUUAUUCUUGCGAAGGAAAAAAAAAUAUGGUUAUUAUUAUUGGGAAAGAUGCGACGUGAUCGAUCUGAAAGAACGAGUCAGAUGGUUGGAAUACGAACGUACGAACUGCGAUGGAUCCUGCGACAAUAUUUACAAUGGUCACCUGAAGAGAGUAUUGUGGAACGUUUGUAAUCAACCUUUACCAGAGAAUCAUACGGCUUCUUGGGAGAUUCUGAUCGGUAAAUGUUGUCCAAGGGCCAGUUAUCAUUACCUUAGACGCAUGGAAGAACGUGUGACGAGCAAGAUCAGAAUUCCUGUCUUGUUCCGGGUUCAUCAUUCUCUGGCCGAUGGCAUGGCGUUGCUAAAGUUUUUCCGGGAAGCUAUCAUCGACAAGGAACCGAUUCAAGAAACUUAUUUGCAAUUAGAGAACACCGGUUUUAAGACGAAAAACGAUGAUACGAAAAAGCUGAACAUACAUGCAACAGCGAGCCCUUUAAAGCCUUGUCUGAACGGAGAGAAAAGUUUGCAGUGCCCAUUUCAGAAAGAUAUCGUGUCCGCGUCUAUGCCGUUUAUUCACUUUGCAGUAGCUUGGCAGUUCGUCAAAUCGGCGAGAGAGCGAAUGAACGUUGUCUUAAAACGUGUUAAAAAUAUUGCGAUAGAAGAUUUGAAAGGAGAAACGAAAGCAUUUAUGAGGAAACACGUUGAUAAGUUAAAAGAUUUUUUUCUCAAGGUUGUUCGCAACAAAGCGAGGAGAUGUUUGCGAAUGAUCAAAAUCGUUAUCGAUGCUCCUGCUUGUUUGCUCCAACAAGCUUUUCGCAGUAUGGACAAAAGCGCACUCCAUGGGGCACAACUGUCGGGUGAAAAGUUGGUCUCGUAUUGGUUGGAAGACGAUUUCAAGAACGUCAACGACCAGAAAUUGUUCACCAAGAUUCAGAACAUCAAAAUCAUCACUGGCGCUAGAUUCGGGGACGUGAUACUAGCAGCUUUGUCAGUUAGCUUACACAAAUACUUUCUUCGCGUGAACGAACCAGUCCCGAGUAAACUAAGCGUUGUUCUGCCGACCAAAAUCGAAGAAUGGAGCGAAAAUCUUCCGUUGCAAAACAAUUUUUCGGUCGGAGUACUGUCGCUUUGCGUUUCGCGAAUAAAUGACAAACAACUGGCGAAUCCAGCCGAGAAUUCUCAGAUUUUGGAUCGCUUGGAGGAUAUUAAAAGCGCGAACGACGCGCUGAGAAAUAGCUUGGAUUAUACGGUUAACUUUUUCGUGAUGAAAUAUCUUUCUGCUUUAUUGCCAGAGAAACUUCUGCGGCCGAUUCUUAAUAGUCACAGCACUAUGGUGUUCAGCAAUUUAGUUGGUCCUCGGGAUGUCAAACUUUUGGGACAUUCUUUAAAGAAUAUCGUCUUCUGGAUUCCAAACAGGAGCUUCACAGGAAUUGGAUUCUCCUUAUUAACUUAUCGAGGCUAUCUACAUUUGUCUCUGAUCGCUGAUAAGGCGCUAAUACAAAAUGAAAAAGCGCUCACGAGGAUCUUGGAAAACACCGUGAGCGAAAUCGACAAUCUGUAUGACAGAUUAACGUUGUCGUUCUUUUCGAAGAAACUCCAUAGAAGCAUGUCAACACCCAUGAAGAAAGGAAUUUUUAUAUUUCCAGCAGUCGGCGUGUUGUAAAAUAGCGGGGAAAUUGUACGUGGAAUCAUUUUGUACCGAACUAUCGUUUUUUCUUUUCUCCUUUUGCCUAAUAAAUUUUU